Molecule: messenger RNA, 806 nt
Organism: Olea europaea var. sylvestris
Lineage: Eukaryota; Viridiplantae; Streptophyta; Magnoliopsida; Lamiales; Oleaceae
Product: NAD(P)H-quinone oxidoreductase subunit 6, chloroplastic
Exons: 4
Coding region: 1-741 (246 amino acids)
Molecular function (GO): NADH dehydrogenase (ubiquinone) activity
Source: RefSeq, a predicted model, not a curated record
AUGAUCGAUGUUUAUGGCACUUUUUUAUGUAACUGGACCAGAUUUGUAGUUGCUCCCGAUGUUUUUCGAUUUUUAGUUUUGAUCAUGAACGAGUUCAAGGAGAAUAGCGGAUAUAAUCAUAAUUCAAUAGGUCAGGUCCACUUACCUUUUCUUUUGUUGAUUUCAAAUCUUUUCAAUGGAUUUGAUUGGUAUAAUUUAGUUACUUUUUUAUUCCAAAUAAAAAAAAAACAUGAUUUUCUUUUAGUCUUCUUGGGAUCGGGUCUUUUAUUAGAAAGUCUAGGAGUAGUAUUACUUCCCAAUCCAAUGUAUUCGGCCUUUUCGUUGGGAUUGAUUCUUUUUUGUAUAUCCUUAUUCUAUAUUCUAUCGAACUCAUAUUUCGUAGCUGCUGCGCAGCUCCUUAUUUAUGUGGGAGCUAUAAAUAUUUUAAUCAUUUUUGCUAUGAUGUUCAUGAGUGGUUCAGAAUAUUACAAAGAUUUUCAUCUUUGGACCGUUGGGGCUGGAGUUACUUCAAUAGUUUGUACAAGUCUUUUUAUUUCACUAAUUACUACUAUUCCAAAUACGUCAUGGUACGGGAUUAUUUGGACUACAAAAUCAAACCAGAUUAUAGAGCAAGAUUUGAUAAGUAAUAGCCAACAAAUUGGAAUUCAUUUAUCAACAGAUUUUUUUCUUCCAUUUGAACUCAUUUCAAUAAUUCUUUUAGUCGCUUUAAUAGGUGCAAUUGCUAUAGCUCGUCAACAAUAAAUCUUUAAAACUAGGAAUUCCAUUCAAAUAAAAUCAACGAAAAUGAAUGUUAUAAUCCUUUAAUU